Phlebotomus papatasi is the source of this 3757-nucleotide messenger RNA. RefSeq names its product peroxidase (gene cysu). Gene Ontology annotation, biological process: response to oxidative stress. The coding region runs from base 826 to 3711 and encodes 961 amino acids. The transcript is spliced from 11 exons. Gene Ontology annotation, molecular function: peroxidase activity; heme binding. Lineage: Eukaryota; Metazoa; Arthropoda; Insecta; Diptera; Psychodidae. The record is from RefSeq and is a predicted model, not a curated record.
UUCACAAGAAACAACAUUUCUCCUCACCUGCAGAUAUUCCGUUAGCUCUUUUGCAGUGUACUAAAACACUUGUGCAGGCGUUUUGCUGCGGAGGAGAACAAACAUUUUGCACACUUGCCACCACUCACUUCUCCUUCCAUUGCGGUUUGGCCUCACCACUCUGCAAAAGUUUUCAGUGUGAUAAAAAAUAAUUGACUCUUUGAUUCGAAAGUCGUGCAAACCUCUCUCGACUCUCGUGUGUUGCUGAUGAAUUUCUUUCGUGGACAAAAUACAGGAGCCAGUCAGUCAGCAAAGAACCGCAGAGUGGUUCAGUUGGGUAUCAUUGAGGCAAUGCAGGUGGUCUUCUUCACCAGUUAGUUGCAGUUUAGGCUUAUUUUUUUGAGUGAUUUGUGCAAGUGCUGUCUCAAUAGGUUCAGUGCUAGGAGGAGACUGCAAGAGUUGAGAGCACUUCUUGUGCCUACGGACUACAGUGUUGAGGAGGUAGCUGAAUUUCCUCCUGAGGACACCAUCUGGCUUUGCAGUGUGAUUUUAGUGCUUCAGCAUGGGAAAGACCAAUUUAUAGCUCUAAUUUUAUUAAUCCAUCGUACAAGUAGUGAAGUGUCAGUUUUCAAGCUAAUAUAGUCAUAAAAUUGAUAUAUAAAGUAAAUAAUUAAUCGGCUUGGGAUUUUAACUGAACUGUGAGAUAGUCACUGUUGUGAGUUGAGGCCAAGAAGAACAUCUUGGAGGAUUAGUGUACUCUUCACGCUGAGGUGAAAGACAACUGAAAAGUGGAACUUUCUGGCAAUCAUCUUCGGACUUUGUGCACAAAAAAAAAAACAAACAAAAAUGAUUACAAGAAUUAUCCCUAUCCUUUUGGGCACACUGCUGCAGAUACAGGCACAGUUUUUUCCAUACCACAAUGAAGUAUCAGAUCGAUGCGCCCUCCUCCUCACAGGACCACCACGAUCAUCAGCUUUUGACUACAAUUACAAUUUGCUAAGAGGAACUCCCGUAAUUCCUUACUCCGUGGGUCAGACGUGUAUCACAUACGAUGCCAUCAAUGCCGCUUACGUCGAUGCUAGGAAAAGAAUACAUGUAUCGCAGCCAAAAGGUGACUGGAAGCCGGAAGAUAUUGCCACAGUUGGAGAAUUGCUUCUGGACAUAUCCAUUCAAUUGGCGCGCACCUAUGGAUUGUCUUAUGAGGAUAUCGAAAAGGGAUUGCCUCAUAUUGAUACUUCAAAGACUCUAAUCCGGGAAGUUUGUCCACCCUUUCUAUCUGGAGUAGAUUGCAGACCUGGGAAAUAUCGCAGAUUCGAUGGACUCUGCAAUAAUCUCGAUAAUCCAACAUGGGGAGCUGCAAAUACACCAUUCCAAAGGCUCGUGGGACCACUAUAUUCAGAUGGAAUUAAUGCACCAAGGAUCAGUGUUACAGGACACGAAUUGCCCUAUUCACGUGUUGUAUCCAGAACAAUGCAUCCAGAUGAUGGAUUCCAUGAUCAUGCUGGAACUGUUAUGGUGAUCGCUUGGGGACAAUUCAUGGAUCAUGAUUUCACACUCACGGCCACACCACUGGAUCCGAUCAAUCGCAAUGAUCCUGAGGAGUGCUGCAAGCGACCACCACAUCUCAAGCAUCCCUACUGCAAUGAGAUCCGCAUUCCUGAUGACGACUACUUCUACAGGUUGUUCAACGUCAAAUGCAUUGACUUUGUUAGGGGCUUCCCAUCACCCAGGCCAGGAUGUCGCCUUGGAUCUCGUCAGCAGUUUAACACCCUCACAGGAGUCAUUGAUGGAAAUACAAUUUAUGGAGUCACAGAGAAAUUCGCUAGGAAGUUGAGGGCUGGGUUUGGAGGACUUCUGCGAAUGAAUCCCGUCUUUGCGGAAUAUGGAUUGAAGGAUAUGCUUCCACUUAAGCUUGACAUCCCGGAUGAGGGAUGCACAAGACCCAACAAGAGUAUGUUCUGCUUUGAAGCUGGUGAGAUUCGUGUCAAUGAACAACUUGUGUUGACCUGUAUGCACACACUCAUGGCCAGACAGCACAACAAACUUGCAACUGAACUAGCUCAAAUUAAUCCACAUUGGGACGAUGAAACACUAUUCCAGGAAGCCAGACGCAUCAACAUAGCUAUUAUUCAACACAUUACAUACAAUGAAUUCCUGCCUAUACUCCUGGGCAAGGAAGUGAUGGAGAAAUUUGGACUGGUUCUACAGAAGGAAGGUUAUUGGGAUGGAUAUGAUGGACACAUCAAUCCAGCCAUCAUCGAUGCCUUCGCUGCAGCUGCCUUCCGUUUCGGUCAUUCCCUCCUACCAACAGCCGUUGAACGGUGGUCUAAGGCUCACAAAUUUAUAGCAUCGAAGAGGCUGUCCGAUCUUAUCAGACGUCCUUAUGAUUUGUACAGAGCUGGAGUGUUUGAUGAGUAUUUCAUGGGACUGAUGAAUCAAGUGGCUCAAGCCAUGGAUGAUUCCAUCACACAAGAGGUAACAAACCAUCUCUUCAAGAAGGAGGGUAAUCGCUUUGGCAUGGACUUGGUGUCCUUCAAUAUGCAACGAGGAAGAGAAUUCGGUUUGCCCGGAUAUAUGGAGUUCAGGAAGUUCUGCGGAUUGCCAACAUCACACACGUGGGAGGAAAUGUUCGGUUCGAUGCCCAAUGACACAAUUCGACGAUACGAGAGUAUUUUCCAGCAUCCUGCUGACAUUGAUUUAUGGUCUGGUGGAGUUUCCGAGAGAUCACUGCCUGGCUCGAUGCUGGGUCCCACUUUCGCUUGCGUCAUCGCCACACAGAUGAGCUACUCACGAAGAGGCGAUCGCUUCUGGUACGAAUUGCCAAAUCAGCCUUCAUCCUUCACACCCGAACAACUGCAGGAAAUCAGGAAGAUCAAACUGUCACGACUGAUCUGUGACAAUACUGAUCUCAUUGACACCAUCCAAAUUUACCCGAUGGUCCUGCCUGAUCAUGAGAUAAAUCCCCGUGUGCCAUGUAAGAGUGGAAUUAUUCCAUCAAUCGAUCUGACUAAGUGGGCAGAUUAUGGACAUUCACCAGACUAUUCACCUCAUCAAUAUCAAUAUUUCAAUGAGCUUCACGAUACCGUGCCAUUCUUUGCCAACAAUUACCUGGGUUUCAAGAGGCGAAAGAGGAGCACUGAUUCCGUGGGAGAUGAGUAUCGCUUGUAUACUGUCUACGGACCAGCGACUCCAGUCAAUAGAACGAGAAACAAGACUGGAAGGAGGAAGAAAGUUCCAACAUCAACUGAACCACCCAGGGAGGCUCUGGAGGUUGCAGAUCUAGCCAAUGAUGACUUCUUCUUCAGGAAUAUGAAGCGUCCUCCGAAGAAAGAUAAGAGUAUUCGUGAUCAAGUAGAGAUUUUCAGGGAGGGUAGCAGUGAUUUUGAUGUAGAAAGCGCUAAGGAUACUGAAGAACACGAUGAUCAUGAUGAUAAGGAGAAAAACAGUGGUAGUAAAAUCGACGAGAAUUCCAAGGAAUCCAUUGGGGAUUUCUUCAAGAAUGCAGAUAAAAGCUUCCUGGAGGAGUUUGAUGAGCAAUUUCACAGAAACAGUCGACUGAUCAACAGUGAUCACGACAGUAGUGGGAAAUCAACUCCUGAGGAGGAUGCAAAGAAGUGGGUGGAUGAGAUGAGAAGUCGCGAUAUCAUCUCAGAAUUCCGAGAUCGCAUCCAUCAGCGACAAAUUAGGCAAAAAUUUCCUAAAUACCAAUCAUCAAAUUUCACUCAUUUGUAAGAGAUUGAUCCUCCUCAUAAAUAAAUUGCUGUAAUUUUCCAACUCA